Molecule: messenger RNA, 784 nt
Organism: Carica papaya (papaya)
Lineage: Eukaryota; Viridiplantae; Streptophyta; Magnoliopsida; Brassicales; Caricaceae
Source: RefSeq, a predicted model, not a curated record
GGUGGGUUGAUGGGUUCGGGUGGAUUAACAUCUUUGUAUUCGGGUUCCGGCGCCCCGCUGUUAAACUCUACAGAAAGAGGGAGAGAGAAGAAAUCAAGAUGGCACCGGCAAAGAAGGGUAAAGCAAAGGCGACGCACGAGUCAACUCGGUCAUCAUCAAACACAGACAGCACCAACCACAAAUUCCCUUCGUGCAUUCGAUCGGUUGCUCCUUCCUCUGUCGCCAUCACCAUCCACGCGAAGCCUGGCUCCAAAUCCUCCUCCAUCACCGAUUUGAGCGAUGAGGCUGUGGGGGUUCAAAUCGACGCGCCAGCCAAGGACGGCGAAGCUAAUGUGGCCCUUCUUGAAUAUAUGAGCUCCGUUUUAGGGGUGAAAAGAAGGCAGUUAAGUAUAGGUUCUGGUGCUAAAUCGAGAGACAAAGUUCUGAUUGUAGAGGAGGUUGUGCUAGAGAGCGUGUUUGAUGCUUUGGACAAAGCAACAAAACGCUAAUGAGGGAGAAGCAAGAUGUUUCUAUGCCUGGAUGAUCCUUAUGGUUCUGUUGCUUUCUUGAUCCCCUUUUAAUCUUACAGUUUUACAUCUAUGGCGGCGAUGGUUGAAAUGCUGAUCUCUGCUGAUGUUUAAGAGGUGUUAGAGAAUUUACUUGGUCAUAUCUUUUCCUUUAACGGAAUGUACUAGUCAUUUCUCAUCUAUAAUACGGGUUUUUGGUUAAUUACAGUUGUAAAUAGAUUCAUCCAAGUUGGAUCAGAUAAAUAAAAAUAUGUUAGUGUAGUACAGCUUUAUUGCAA